UGUGCAUGAUCUUGCUAGUGCAUGCAGCAAGAGUUCAUGAACUCUUGAUGCAGACUUGCAGCGAAGUAAUUUACUUCUAGUUAGCUCGGUGUGGAUGGCUCGACUUGAGUUUCAUCAUCAACUCACCACACUUGAUAGAAAACAAUGUGCUCAAUGGCCAGCAGGGGCAUUGGAAUCAUCGGUAUUUCCAGGUGAUUUUACCACACGACUAGUACUGUAGGUUGGUGCAGGAAACUUCAAUACCAGCAUGGCGUCUGGUGCUGAAAAAGAGUUGACUCCCUCGUCCACUUUCGACUUGAUCCCAAGCAUGGUUCCUGGUAGAUCUAUGGUGCUCCUUCCUAAAGUUCCUAAUGGUUGCAUCCAGGCUCUUGAAAACUAUCGCUCAACGAAGACAAAAUCUAAGCAUCUCAGCGUUUUUUGGAAUGGCACCAGUGGUGUCUUCAAGAUAGCGACGGGUGAAGACGAGAAAGACUGUCAGCACUUUGCUUUGACUAUCGGCGAGACAACUGGAAAAGUGUCAACAGAGCCGAACAAGAAUGUGGAGGAUAUCUUGCGUACAAGCAGUGACAGGGGACAUCAACUACAAGCUGUCGGUACUGUGACAUGCAAAGUCAAGGUCAAGGCCAGGCAGUCCGAAGUGUUCACCUGUACCAGAGAGAAUAUCCGCACGGCCGAGCAGUCACGCAGAGCAGUUUGUGCACAAGAAAUAGAAGUGACAUCUCGACAGCCCAGGAAGACCAAGACUAAUGGUGUUGUUGUGAAGGGUGCCAAUCGGCGAGGUGCUGUACCGCCCUCGAAUCUAACCUCCUCAGCCGCUAGCUCAGCAUCCAAGAGGCAGCAGCCCAUAGCCGGUAAAUCUGCUCUUGGAUUGCCUUCAGCUGAUGGGAAGUAUGGCGGCGGCCGCAGUGCCUUGGCCUCUGCCAGCAGCAGCGGUAGCGCUACAUCUCUAUCCCGGGGCACGGCAAAGAAACCAGACCUCAAGUCACUAAGGGGCAUGCUGACGUUUAUCCUGGCUCCCAAGCCGUUGAAGAAAUCUGAGAUCCUGUCCCGACUAAGCAAAGCUGACAAGAAAUACCAUGAACACCGCGAUGAGUCACGUUUAUAUACAACCCUGGAUGCCAUAGCAACAUCAUCACAUGACCUAUAUCAUCUGAAAGCAGAAUUGCUUCAGGGACUUCAGGUGUCCAAAUGGCCUCAUUACACCGAGACUGAGAAACUUGCCAUACAGAGGAGACUGAAGUUUGAAGGUUUGGAUGAUGCUGUUGCUAACGGUAGUAACAGUGGUGCUGCAUCGACCUUAUCAACAGCUACACCAGCAUCAGCAAGUCAUACAUCCACACCUUCACCAAGCGAUCAACAUCAGCAGCAGCAGUUACGCUCUCCAUACCGUUCUGUUGCUGGUUUAGUUGAUGACUUAGGCCUGAGUGGUGAGAGGUCUCCAUCUAGCCAGCUAACACCAUUAUCUAGUGCUCACGUUCGCUCUGCCAGACAACAGCAGCAGCAACAGCAAUCUCAUACUAGUUCAGUCAGUGCUAUGUCCGCAUCAGAUGAUGGGUGGGUACCAACAACGACAGAAAAGUUGAAACAUAACUCAACGCCCGCAACUCGUCGUGCCACGCUUAGCAAGGCGCAGACUAACAUGCUGGCAGCUUCUAGCAAAGCUCGCCAUGGCAAUUAUUCCAACGCCAAAACAAACUCUCGCCUGAAAGCAAGUAGUGGUGCUAGUGGUUCAGGCAGUAGUGGUAAUUCCACCAGUGUCACAUCAUCACCGUCGUUGGCAUCAUCAUCAGCUUCAUCUACUGCCACUAGCACCACCACCGCCACUACCACUACCACCCACUCUGCAUCUGAACAAGCUGAUACUGCGUCUAGAUCCACAAGUAAUACGAGUGCUGCAACUGGCGCUGCUGCUGCUACUGGUGCCGGUGGUAAUGGUACUGCUGCUGCUGCAACUACUUCUACAGCUGCGACAAGCAAUCAUUCAAGUUCUUCUGUGCUACGGCGGAGUAGCUCUCGAACAACACCAAUAGCGUCAAGUUCAACAGCAAGCACUUCUACUGAUAACUCCAGUAAUGUCUUGUCCACGUCAGCAACAACGACAACUGGAAAUUCAUUGCUGUCUUCCACCCGUACUGCUGCUGGCACAUCGUCUUCAAGCGGCACGACGGAAUCAACACAGACUCCAGCGCCGCAUUCUGGAAAGGGAAUCAAGAGACGGCGACAUCAAGAAUCGAAUCAGAGCAGCAACAGUAGUGGCAAGAGCUCUGCUGCUAGUACAGCCACCACAGCUAGCAGCAGCAGCACUACUAGCUCUCGGAGGCAUGCUAGCAUGGAACCGGAGAGAAAGCGACGACCAUCCAGUGUUGCAUCCAGUACACCAUCCGCCACGUCUACUGCUACCUCUAGUCAUUUACCAUCGACAGCAGCAGCGUCAACAGGGGCUCAGGGAACAUCGGCGGCGGUGUCAUCGCAUUCAAGUAGUCGUCAUCACCAUCAACCCAAGCAUCAUCAUCACCGCAGGGUAUCCUCCGGUGCCGCUGCUGCUGCCGCUGGUGGUGGUGAUGGCGCUGCUGCAGCUGCUGCUAUUGGCGGAGAACUGCAUGUUGACAUGAGUGAAGACUGGACAUGUAAAUACUCUGAGGUAACAUCCUACGCUGUUCGUUGUUCGUAUAAGAAUGACUUCAAUUCAGCCUACCCACUCUACUGCAAGUUGAAGAGCAAGAUGGAUAUGGUGAUGGAGGAGUUCCAGAUUUUAGAAGAGCAAUGGAAGGAGGCCGAGGGAACACCUGAAGAAGAUAAAGUGUAUGAGAAGGUCAUUGCUCUUCACGACAAGUACAUGCGGGAUAGUACAUUCAAAUCUGAGCGUGAGAAGCUGCAGUUUCUUCACAAUAAGUUAAGUCACAUCAAGACCUUGAUUGGUGUUUAUGAUUCUCAGCUGCUUGCUCAAUCAUAACCCCUGUGCUAGUAGCUGCAGCAGCCAUUGCACCAGUAGUACAGUAGUACCACUGUGUUACAAAUAGUAGGAGAUCUACAGCAAUUACUGCUAGUGCUACUCACUAUAGAUGUUGCCACAUAAUUCUAGCUGUACAUCUCUUCUAGGUCAGGACACCCCGCGCUCUUCUUGCACAGACAUGCUACUAGUUUCGUUCUUGCACAGACAUGCCACUAGUAUAUCAUUCUCACCCAAACCAUGUCUAGUUUCUAGUUUUCUGUCUGUUUGGCAUCCUAUCUCUUUCUUGCAAGCUUCCAGGGCUUGGAUUGCACAUACCAUUUUUAGAUUUUAUUCAAUUUGGCGUUCUCUUUUUACCUUCUGCUGCUGGUGGUGGUGGAUUUGAUGGCGGAGCAUUUUAUUUUCUUGAGGGAUUUUUCAUUUAGUUUCUCCUACUAUUCCAGUCUGUGUUUCAUUCUCAUCUGCAUUUUGUAGCCAGGCGUCCCUUCGUCGUGCCUGCUGCUGUUGUUGCUGGCUAAGCCUGUUUGUUCACUACAAGCGCUUCUUAGUUGCGAUGCUACACCUUUUUCUACAGCAGCUCCUCCACACCCUUGUAAGAGGUGGGUUUUUCUCCUUCGAAGACUUGUAUGACAUCAGUACUGCUCAAAGCAGUAGGAGAGGUUUGCUGUUGCUAGUACUGGCUUUCUUACAAUACAUAGUGUUGUACCAGCAACCACGCGGGUUGCCCACACGUACACACACACACUCUCUCUCUCUCUCUCUCUCUCUCUCUCUCUCUCUAAUUCUUGCGUAUGAGCGUGUGUCCUCUGACACACCCCGCCUACCACGUUGAUAGCUGGACUGACAUUCAUAGAAGUCACGAUACACAUUUCGCAGCUAUUUUGCAGCUAUCUUGCACACAUUGAGAUAUUGGUCCAAACUAUUUUCUAUUUCGUCCUGUCAAUACCAAUGCCACACCAGCCCAGCAGCUCUGUACAUACUAUGAUUAUGAUGACAUUAUACAUAUAGCUGCUACUCUGCUACCGUUGCUACUGCUGGUUGUACUGCUGAUGGUGGCACUGCUUUGCUACUGCUGGUAGUACUGCUGAUGGUGGCGCUGCUUUGCUGCUGCUGCUGCCAAGUGCUGUUGAUUUAUUUUACGUGUACAUAGCUGCUAGUCCCUUUGUGCUAUUUUGGCAUCCUGUGCAUCCUGUGCUACUUUGCUGCAUGGACCAGCAGCAUCACUGUGUUGCUAUGUACCAUCAUUUUACAUCAACCUCUUCUUUCUCUUUUAUUUUCUUGCUGCUAUAGUGAUUUUAUUCUAUGUGUGUUUUUAAUACGCACUGAGUGUCUUAUUUCUUGCCAGCGGCAUUGCUCCCAUGCCACCACCAUCUCUAGAUGGGCCUGGCUGCAAGCUGAAGAUCAGCUCACGGUCCCAGCAUAUUGCCCAAAGUUCAGCGGCACAAUGGUGUCCCAAUCUCUUCUUUGUUCGA
Sycon ciliatum is the source of this 4422-nucleotide messenger RNA. RefSeq names its product pneumococcal serine-rich repeat protein-like. Bases 248 to 2953 code for a protein of 901 amino acids. The transcript has 12 exons. Gene Ontology annotation, biological process: snRNA transcription by RNA polymerase II; transcription elongation by RNA polymerase II; positive regulation of transcription elongation by RNA polymerase II. The record is from RefSeq and is a predicted model, not a curated record. NCBI's taxonomy places the organism in Eukaryota, Metazoa, Porifera, Calcarea, Leucosolenida, Sycettidae. Gene Ontology annotation, molecular function: cis-regulatory region sequence-specific DNA binding. Gene Ontology annotation, cellular component: transcription elongation factor complex.